This is a messenger RNA of Coffea arabica (coffee), 752 nucleotides long. RefSeq lists its product as uncharacterized. The record is from RefSeq and is a predicted model, not a curated record. Lineage: Eukaryota; Viridiplantae; Streptophyta; Magnoliopsida; Gentianales; Rubiaceae.
ACACAAUACAACAGUCUAUAUACACGGUUCCUAUAUUUGUAAUUUUAUUUGAAGUGGAAGAAGAAACUGGAAAGGGCGAAUUACAAGUGGGAGAGGAUUAAAUUAUAAUUGCCGGCGGCGGGCGGGACGGGGCGGAGCGGAGCCGAGGCGGCUUAGCGAUGAUAACGCGAUCGAAUCUAGCGGAGCAGCUGAGAGAAUACCAGAUUCGGUCCAAGCACGAUUGGGCUUCCGUCUCUUUCUUCUCCUCCACCUCUAAUCUCUCUUCUUCCCGGGUGGAUGUUGUAGUCUUUGUAAUUUGGGAGCUUGUGAUCUUAGCAUUUCUGGUUUUCUCAGCUGUUUCGUUAUACUUCAGACAACUGAGGCUUGCUUUUAUUUUAUUAUGUGUUACGUUACUAUUGCUUCUGUGCAUGAAGAUUACCAAACAAGUAAGACAGGCUAGGAGAAAGAAGCGAAGGAUGCUUCUUCCGCUGUCAAUGUAACAGUUCUUACAAGUGGUCAACAUUGACUCUGUAAAUUGAAGCUGUUUGAUACCAUUUACUUGUUAAACAUUGGCAUUUGAUGUCCAUGGAAUACACCAACCAGUAUCCUUGGAAUAGAAUCCUGAUUUGCAAUAUUGGAUGCAUGACCUCUAUCUGAGAAUGAGGAUUGGAUUCUAUACAUUGCGGAGAAAUUGGUGUUUAAAUGAUUUCUACAUGAGGUUUGAGGUCUUCAAAUUGUUAGUUGAGUGAUACAUAGACCGUCUGUGCGAUGCU